Glarea lozoyensis ATCC 20868 is the source of this 1380-nucleotide messenger RNA. RefSeq names its product Zn2/Cys6 DNA-binding protein. Gene Ontology annotation, biological process: regulation of DNA-templated transcription. Bases 1 to 1380 code for a protein of 459 amino acids. Gene Ontology annotation, molecular function: zinc ion binding; DNA-binding transcription factor activity, RNA polymerase II-specific. The transcript has 3 exons. The record is from RefSeq and is a predicted model, not a curated record. NCBI's taxonomy places the organism in Eukaryota, Fungi, Ascomycota, Leotiomycetes, Helotiales, Helotiaceae.
AUGGUUGCUACCCGACCACCAUUUUAUGCGGACGAGGAGGAGCCAUCGUUUCGCAGAUACAACAGCCGUGGCCAGGGUUAUUCUUUGAGUCACGACAGAGAGAUGCCUUCAGCUCCCUAUAGUGGCCGUGAUCUACUAUCGAACCAUGAUUCUCGAGGCGGAAACCAUGCUCCGGAAUCCGAUAACAACUCUAGACCUAGGAGCAGGAUUCCUGUUGCCUGUGGACGAUGUCGAAAGCGAAAGAUCCGAUGCAGUGGUGACUUAGGUACUGGUCUUCCUUGUACCAAUUGUAAAGGUGCUGGCAAUGAACAAUGCCAAUUCUUGAGAGUUCAAUCGGAUGUGGUGUCAAUGAAGCAUGAAAAUGCUGACUUCAGUCACUUUGAACAUAAUCCAGCCCGGGUACACUGCCGUACGACUACAUUUGGACCACAUUCAUACAUUCCCCCAGGCGGACCGGUUCCAGAGGCAUAUUAUCCACGGAGUAGUUCGAUGAGCAGUUACGUUGUUCCUCAGAGCAGGUAUUACACUCUUGGUUCGUUCAGCGAAUACCCCGAGGAGAAUGUGAAUGUUGAUUAUGGUGUUCAAAAUCCGAGUUACUCACUGCUUGGAAAUGAGCAAUUCAUACCACCAACAUAUCCUUCUUCCAGUCGAGGCUGGACACCAGCUCCACAAGCAGCAAAGGCCACACCUAUGUAUUUGGAGCAGGACCCAGGUUACGGCGGACAAGUGUCAUACAACAGCGCAUAUCAACUCCGGCCAACUAUCAGCCCUGAGCCCAAGAGUGCCGUCCAUGCUACAAGUAUUCCUAUUGCCGUUACUGGUAACUCUUUACCACCACUACCUCCUAGUGGGACCGAUCGGGUACUGCCAUAUCCUGCGGGCCGUACCGCACUUCCCACCCAAGUUGGAUCGUACAUUCGUUCGGUAACAGUUGCUCCAGCCGGCUAUCAUUCGUACGGUGGGACACUGAGCAGCUCAAAGUCCACUGUUCAUAGUGCUAUUCCUGGCACUGCCUCGCUUGCUGCAGAUCCGUACCCGUACUCCAGCAGCAGUCCGGAAUCUCUGGCAUCUUCGGCACAGACAGUGUAUAGCACACAACAGCUUUCUCAACAGCAAGCCGAUUUGUAUGCGUCCAGCAGUGAAAGCCUUUAUCACGUGAAUGAAACUUCUGAAUCAGCUUACGGGACAAGCAGCGAGAAAAGAGAGUCCCACAAUCAGGAUUCUCUGUCACCGGAAGAAACGAUCGCUAGCUUGUCGGACCGUAGGCAAUAUGUACCAUUCAACGCGGGCGCCACUUAUCCACCAUCAUCUGUUGGUAUUUAUUCGCAUGCUACAACUAACAUCGCUACAGCUCGUACUCUCGGAGUCUCCCAGCCCUGA